CUAUCCAUCUAUUUCCUUUUCUCUCUUCAUUUAUACUUACCGCCAAUCGUCCCGCUCUUGCCUCAUAAGCUCUAGUCCCUAUCCAGUUAUUUCCUCCUUCUUUCCUAGCCGAAAAUAUAACUCAUUACAAGAUUGUAACGCAAAUAGAGUUGCCUUCAGCUCUCGAUCAUUGAUUGAUGCGACCCUUCCUCAGGUAUUCUUCAUUUACAAAAGACAAGAGCUUAUAUUCAAGAUUGAAUCAGUGCUUUGAAAACCCGCAAAGUAGGUUGGAAUAACUUUUUCUUUUUCUACUCAAGCCAUGUCAGAGAGUAAUAACCCAAUCUUGGAGCAAAACGAACUUUUGUCAAAACAGUUACAAAGUUUACUUAAAUCACAAAAUACACGAAAUGAACUUUACCAAGAAUUUGACAUGUAAUACUUUCUUUUUUUUUGUUAAAUUAAAGGGUCUUUAUACACAUUUGUUUUUGUUUAGCGCUUUUAAGGAUUAUUUAAACGGAAAAUGUCCAGCAGAGCAGUAUCAUUCAAUCUGUAGACUUGUGACUGAAGGCUUUCAGGAUGUGUCUUUAGAGAUUCAAACAGUGGAGAAAGACAUGUCAAAUAAAGUCAUUGCUCGCAUGAUUAGAGAUUUACAAGAAACAGAAAAGCAAAAACUACAUGAGACUGUCCAAAUACAAAUUUUGACUAUUCAAGCAAAAGAAACAGAUAAAGAUUAUGACGAAACUAUUAAUGAGCACAAACAAAGGUUAAGUCAAAUCCUUGAAAAAAUUCAAGAAAUAACAGAUGAAUUAAGAGAGGAAAUGGCCGGAGUUGCAUCACUUGUGUGUUGAUAAGCUUAUCACUUAAAAAAAAUGGAUAAUAAAAGGCAUUAG
Messenger RNA from Rhizopus microsporus ATCC 52813, 869 nucleotides. RefSeq lists its product as uncharacterized. The transcript has 3 exons. NCBI's taxonomy places the organism in Eukaryota, Fungi, Mucoromycota, Mucoromycetes, Mucorales, Rhizopodaceae. The record is from RefSeq and is a predicted model, not a curated record. The coding region runs from base 387 to 827 and encodes 146 amino acids.